Dama dama (fallow deer) is the source of this 436-nucleotide messenger RNA. It is a transcript of the gene C23H20orf202, whose product is annotated as chromosome 23 C20orf202 homolog. The coding region runs from base 110 to 409 and encodes 99 amino acids. The transcript is spliced from 2 exons. Lineage: Eukaryota; Metazoa; Chordata; Mammalia; Artiodactyla; Cervidae. The record is from RefSeq and is a predicted model, not a curated record.
CAGACCCCGAUCCUGGCCUGAAGAAGGGAGCCGGACUGUCCAAAUCUAAGGUCCUUCAGGUCCAUAAGCAGAGCAGUUCGGCAUCAAGCUUUCACCCGAGGACGCUGAGAUGAAAACAAUAGAAGAGCCAACCUCGGGUCUUGGGCAGACCCUGGAGUGGCUGAGAAAAGAGCUGGCUGAGAUGCAGGACCAAGACCAGAGACUCCUGCUUACACUGAGGCACCUUCGCAGCGUCCUGGAGGAGCUCCGCGCAGAGAGUGUCCACUGGGAGGAUGCCAGGUCGAGUGGCGGGACCUCCCCCAUCAGAGCUCGAGCAGGCUCUGAAGGCAGGGGCCGCCAACCCUUUCCCUCCAGGGGCCUGGCCCACCUCCUUCAAGGGGUAGACAGCAGACGAAGUUCCCUCCCUUAACAGGCUGGAGAUGACCUUGACUUUAAA